GACGCCCUCGCGAAAGCGCCCACGAAAUGCGGAGAAGAGAAGACGCAGCACGAAAUAUGACAGCUUCACGUUGUGCGCGCUGAGGUCAUGUGUGCACGAUUUCUUUCGCCGCAACGAGAUACCGACGGUCGAGAAGAUAACCAACGAGUUCUCGAACCGUAUGGAUCUCCCGUCACUGAAGCGCUGUACUGUGCGGCGCCUGCUUGCCGAGAUCGGCUUCAAGUACGAGAAGAGGUGCCGCAACUCGCUGCUUAUCGACCGCGACGACAUCGUCGAGUGGCGGAAUCGCUACCUUCGUGACGUGGAGCGCUACCGGGCGGAAGGCCGAAAGAUCUUCUUCCUGGACGAGACAUGGGUGACGGCGGGACACACUCAGUUGAUCGUAUGGACAGACACCGUGGUGCAGAAGCGCGGACGCCUGUACGCUCGCGCAAAUGGCCUUUCAACGGGUCUGAAACAACCCUCUGGGAAAGGCCAGCGCCUGAUCGUCACGCACAUCGGCAGUGAAGAUGGGUUCGUAGACGGCUGCUUGGAUGUAUUCCGAGGGCGAAAAACAGGCGAUUACCACGAAGAAAUGGACGGCAAUCGCUUCGAGGGAUGGUUCGGCGACGUGCUGCAGAAGUUGCCAGCUGGUAGUGUCAUUGUUUUGGACAAUGCACCUUACCACUCCCGGCGAGAAGAGAAAUUGCCGACGACGUCCUGGAAGAAGGAAAACAUACAAGAGUGGCUGAAUAGCAAGGACAUCGCCUACAGCGCGACGUUAGUGAAGAGGCAGCUGCUUGAGUUGGUGGCAUCUGUGAAGCCACGCUUUCUCAGCUACAUCAUAGACAACGCAGCUGCAAGGGCCGGUUGCGUUGUGCUCAGGCUCCCGCCGUACCACUGCGAAUUCAAUCCCAUUGAGCUCGUGUGGGCAAAGGUGAAAAAUGGUAUCGCUGCGGACAACCGAGACUUUAAGCUGUGCACUGUUGAAGACAUCUUGAGGGAAAAAAUCAAGAACGUAACGGCGGAAGACUGGAGGAAGAACAUCCGGCAUGUGAUGGAACUGGAGGCUAAGUUCCGAGUUGACACGUCUGGAAGUGACCAUGUCCAGCCCAUCGUCAUCCAACUGGGGGAAGAUGACACUGAAGAAAGCGACUCUGACUGCGAGCUGUCCGGCAUUGAGCCCCUCGAGGAAGCUUAACGGCUACCUAUUAAUUAAAUAACAGCCCUUAUCAGGGCUACCUAAAUGUUGCCGGUGGGGAUGUUGUGUUCAGUCAUCCACCCCGUGACCCCUCAAAUAAGUAGGCAGUUCAUUUGAUGGCGUAUUCCUUUUAAUGGAAGUUCAAUUCUGAAAGAGCAACGUCCUGCACACAUUUUGCUCAAUUUAACUACUGGCAUGGAAACAUGCUGAAAUGCUGGCAAAUCGAAAUGCAAACAUAAUUAUUAACCCUGAAAAACCAUGUGGCGCCCAAGAUCCUCAUCCAGGCAGCCACUGUCCAGCUUGACAGGCCCGUUGAUGAGAUAGCUGCAGUCAACGCGAAAUUGACAACCACUGUUAACAGCUUGCACGCCACAGCACAUUAAUGUGGUUUCAUUGUUUGGGUAUCUAGCUCAUGCAAGUAAGGAACAAUUAUAAAACAUCAUUACUUUAGUGAAGCCCAAACUGCUCAUUCGUGCAGCCAUUGCCAUGUUGUGGCGCCCUAUGGUGAAGUAGCAGCAGCCGAGGCGAAGUUGACUGCCAAUGUUGGCAGGGCGUAUGUUGAAACGAAAACAAAAGUGGCUACGUUGGAACCACCGAGAAGCUUUACAUGCCCCUAAAGGCCAAUCAAUGCAGCCAAGCAAUAACAGGGACACACCGUCGGCCCAUUUACUCUACAGCACAGUCACUGUUAAUUUCACUAAGCCACUUCAAAAAAUAAUAUCAAAGCAAGCCCAGUGCCGUGCCCGUUGCCCAUUUCCAGGUAGUUGUGCCACCCUUAGUGUUCUUUAUAGCCUGUUCAGAUGAAUAAUGCCAAUGCAAGCACUGCGAGAAGCAAUUGUAAGCUUCAGGUCUGCCGAGGCAGUCAUGUUGGAGCCAUCGACAAGCUUUACAUGCCCCUAAAGGCCAAUAAAUGCAGCCAAGCAAUAACAGGAACACACCGUCCGCUCAGUUUACUCUACAGCACAGUCACUGUUAAUUUCAUUAAGCCACUUUAACACAUAAUAGCAAUGCAAGCCCAGUGGAGUGCUCCUGUUGCCCGUUUCCAGGUAGUUGUACCGCUCCUAUUGUUGUUGACAGCCUGUUGAGAUGAAUAAUGCCAAUGUGAGAAGGCCCAAGGUAAUCAUUGAGGCAGCAGCCACCGUCGAGCUUGAGGGGCCGAGUGGUCAAAUAACGAUAGUCAGGGCAC
Molecule: messenger RNA, 2366 nt
Organism: Rhipicephalus sanguineus (brown dog tick)
Lineage: Eukaryota; Metazoa; Arthropoda; Arachnida; Ixodida; Ixodidae
Exons: 2
Coding region: 161-1180 (339 amino acids)
Molecular function (GO): nucleic acid binding
Source: RefSeq, a predicted model, not a curated record